UCCCGCAACUUUCUACAUAGUUUUCCUUGAGUUUUUGAAGUUUCAAAUGUUUAUAAUAUACAACAAAAUUAAGCCGCACAAUGAGCUUAUGUGGUUGGGCUUUACUUUAUAUCGCACUGAUCUCAUGGAUAAAUCAGACAGAAGCCACAAAGAAAAGCGUCAGCACCUCUGUGGUGGGAAUGUUGGAACUGGUGCAACUGGAGGCCGAUCUCAUAGACAGUCUCAGCACCUAUGCGGACGAACUGGAAGCCAAACUGAAAGUGUUGAAAAGUUUUGUUCCAAAACUGCAGGCCGAGAGCAAUGAGGCAGUGACUCAAAUGGAGAACUAUGUGUCCAAUCCAAUAAACUCCUUUUCACUGAUACGUCGCAUGCAUGAGGAUUGGCAUGACUGGAAGAUAUUCAUGGAAUCGUCUAUCGGGCAAUCGCAGGUUGCUUUCCUUAACAAAGCUAAGCUACAAUUCCCAACGAAAACAGAUCUAAAUGAAGCUUCUUCGUCCAUCGUUCGCUUACAAAAGAUGUACAACUUGACGGCAAAGGAUAUGGCCAGAGGCGUUCUCAAUGGAAAGCAAUACGAAGCGAGCUUAACUGCUUUGGAUACCUAUGCCAUGGGAAGAUACCUGAAUAAACAAAACCGAGACAUGGCCAGAGAAUGGUUUGUGGUAACAAGCGAGUUGCUUAAGGAACAAACACCUCUAACUCCACUCGCAGGUGAACGUGAGAAAGUGUUGCAUCUCUUUGCUCAAGCUAUCUUCGAUUAUGAAUAUUACUCGAUUGCCCUGUCGGUUUUUGAUCACGCACUGUUAUUGGCGAAUAAAACUGCGAAUCCCACACUGUUGAGUAAGAGAAGCAAGUUUGAGGAGCUUGCCCGAAAGGAGGCCGAGGUGGUGGAGAAGACAAAUUCCAAGAUCAAACCUUCGGAAUUUGAAAUAGGUUGUCGCGGACAGUUCAAACAACAAUCCAAAUUGCUGUGCGAGUACAAGUCGGAGCUGUCGCCGUUUCUUCAACUGGCGCCUGUUAAGGUAGAGGAAGUGUUUCUGGAUCCCUUGAUAAUGGUAUUUCAUGACGUCUUGACGUCUCGCGAAAUCGACGAGCUCCAGCAGAUCGCUCGGCCACUUUUAAAGCGCACAACCAUUCUACAUAACUCUGGAGUCGAAACUGUGCAUAGCUCACGAAUCGCAAAAGGCACUUGGCUGACACGCGACUUCAACAAUCUGACAUUGCGCAUCGAAAGACGUAUCAUGGAUAUGGUUGACCUGGAGCUAAGCGGAUCUGAGGACCUUCAGAUAAUGAAUUACGGCAUAGGAGGGCAUUUUGAACCUCAUUACGAUUACUUCGAACCAGAUGAUUUGGAUGAAGGGGACAACAAUCGCUUAGCUACGCUCUUAUUUUAUCUAACUGAUGUAGAACAAGGAGGCGCCACCGUAUUCCCUGUCCUGCAGCAGGCUGUUAGCCCCAAGCGCGGCGCAGCGCUCUUCUGGUACAAUAUUAACGCGAAUGGAUCUGUCGACCCCAAAUCUUUUCAUGGAGGCUGUCCAGUUCUAGUUGGCUCCAAGUGGAUUAUGACCCAAUGGAUAUCAAAUAAUAUAAGUUGACGGAAGCCCAUCUAGCAGAACAUAGUUAACUUGCAGUGCGAUAUAAAGCAAAUUCUACGCACACAGUUCGAAAUUCAUUU
Molecule: messenger RNA, 1672 nt
Organism: Drosophila hydei
Lineage: Eukaryota; Metazoa; Arthropoda; Insecta; Diptera; Drosophilidae
Product: prolyl 4-hydroxylase subunit alpha-2-like
Exons: 7
Coding region: 81-1592 (503 amino acids)
Biological process (GO): peptidyl-proline hydroxylation to 4-hydroxy-L-proline
Cellular component (GO): endoplasmic reticulum
Molecular function (GO): L-ascorbic acid binding; protein binding; procollagen-proline 4-dioxygenase activity
Source: RefSeq, a predicted model, not a curated record